Molecule: messenger RNA, 225 nt
Organism: Geosmithia morbida
Lineage: Eukaryota; Fungi; Ascomycota; Sordariomycetes; Hypocreales; Bionectriaceae
Exons: 3
Coding region: 1-225 (74 amino acids)
Biological process (GO): cellular heat acclimation
Cellular component (GO): nucleus; cytosol
Molecular function (GO): transcription corepressor activity
Source: RefSeq, a predicted model, not a curated record
AUGUCUGACAAGCCCGACAAUGAUCUCGAUCAGGACGGCCCCGAAGAUGCCCGUCCCGAUGUCGCCGCCGCCGUCGACGAGCUCCUGAACACCCUGUCGACCAAGUUUGCCAGCAUCUCGUCCGAGAUGGCUGCCAAGAUGGACGAAAUGUCAAAGCGUAUUGACCGUCUCGAGGCCGAGUUGACGGAAAACAAGGCCCAGGACGGGGGCUCAACCAAGCCGUAA